AUGUCCCAGUCAAAUACGAGCAGAGACGACCUGGGUAAAUGGAUCGACGAAACCGAGCGCCAUUCCUCCGGCCAGCUUUCGAGAACCUGCGCUUGCAAAGGGACGUCUUUUUGUCGAAUGCACUAUUCAUGCCAAAUCAUAACGGCUAGCACCCUGGAAUUGUACUGCGGCCCAUGCGAGGGUUCGUGUGGCAAGCCAACCGAUGCAUCCGAUUUCGCCCGCGGUGUCGGCUCGUCAUCCAAAGCCUGCACUUGCAAGUCGUCUGAGUCGUCCUCUUCCUGGCGUCUGCAACGUGACCUCCUCCUCUUCCCAGGCGGCCGGCAGGUCAUCCACCAGUCACUGCUCCUGCUAUGGACGGUCUACGUGCCGGGUUGCAAACUCUUGUCACGAGCUCGAAUCCCUGAUUCCAGGGGCACGCUGUUUGCAAUGUUCGCCUGCAACUUGAAACUCGGACGGGAAGUCAAAGCGCAGGAGAUCUUUGGCAAUGCUGUCUAUGAUUUAACGGAUGGUGGAGGUUGUGUCGAGGGGCAGGACUGGGACCGCUAG
This is a messenger RNA of Parathielavia appendiculata, 546 nucleotides long. RefSeq lists its product as uncharacterized. NCBI's taxonomy places the organism in Eukaryota, Fungi, Ascomycota, Sordariomycetes, Sordariales, Chaetomiaceae. The coding region runs from base 1 to 546 and encodes 181 amino acids. The transcript is spliced from 4 exons. The record is from RefSeq and is a predicted model, not a curated record.